Ixodes scapularis (black-legged tick) is the source of this 847-nucleotide messenger RNA. RefSeq lists its product as uncharacterized. The record is from RefSeq and is a predicted model, not a curated record. Lineage: Eukaryota; Metazoa; Arthropoda; Arachnida; Ixodida; Ixodidae. The coding region runs from base 167 to 847 and encodes 226 amino acids. The transcript is spliced from 4 exons.
UGUGCAGAUCCUAGCGGGACGAGUCGCUCCGAAGAAACCCAACAGUCUGACCUACGAAGAAGUAGUUGCAACACUGAAUGAAUAUUUCGACCCAAAGCGCCACGAGAUCACCGAAAGCUUCCGGUUCUUCAAUCGAUGUCAGCACGAAGGGUCACCUAUUCUUCACAUGACUGCGGAAGCCGGAUCGCCAACGAGUCUCCCGGCCGCGGACGACAUCGCCAACAAGUUUCAAGACGUCUUCAGUGCGGAACUCGGCUGCAUCAGCGGUCCCCCUGUACACCUUCAACUCAAGGAGGGAGCUACACCAAAGUUCUAUCAUCAGCCGCUCCUGGGCCUGCUGAAAGCGGACAAGCCUACGCCGGCGUUGGCCGCAGCCCGAAUACAGCGCUGGGCUCUCUACCUCGGUGGAUUUCGCUACAAACUUCAGUAUUCGCCCGGGUCAACCCAGGAGACGGAAGAGUGGACACUGCCGCCCGACACAGCCGUGUACGCCCGUAACUACGGCCAGGGGGAGAAAUGGACACCAGGGAAAGUGCAGUCCACUACAGGGUCACGCGUGGUCACCAUACAAACGCUUACUGGGGUGGUUCGACGUCACAUAGACCAAGUGCGUUCCAGGCCGAGCCCGGCAUCCGCUCGGAGCGGCGUUCGAGACCAAGACGAGGGGAGCUCUUCGGCUGCAGCUGCGCCCGCACCGACCGACAACGAAGGCGAUUUGAAAGAGCAGCCUACAGACCAGGUGGCGCCGGCACAAGCGUCGCCGCCUAUCCAGAAGGCGCAGAAACCCCCUCAAGCUUUGCGACGAUCUACUCGGGAAAGGAAGCCUGUACAGCGCCUUCAAUACUAA